This is a messenger RNA of Harmonia axyridis, 2902 nucleotides long. RefSeq names its product glutamine--fructose-6-phosphate aminotransferase [isomerizing] 2-like. Gene Ontology annotation, molecular function: carbohydrate derivative binding; L-glutamine:D-fructose-6-phosphate transaminase (isomerizing) activity. Bases 150 to 2237 code for a protein of 695 amino acids. Gene Ontology annotation, biological process: UDP-N-acetylglucosamine metabolic process; protein N-linked glycosylation; carbohydrate derivative biosynthetic process. The transcript has 14 exons. The record is from RefSeq and is a predicted model, not a curated record. Lineage: Eukaryota; Metazoa; Arthropoda; Insecta; Coleoptera; Coccinellidae.
AAUAAUGUGGCAUUGACAGUGUAGUAGCUAUUGUGUUGCCUAUAUAUAAUAAGCAAUCGUUUAUUUGAACUCAGUAGGAAAUUGUAGUCGCUUGUGCUGUGGGGUUUCAAUAAAUAUUGUGAGGAAAAUAAUUGCAGAAGGGAGGAAACAUGUGUGGAAUUUUUGCCUACUUGAACUAUCUGACCCCCAAGAAGAGGAGCGAAAUCUUGGAGCUGCUGGUCAAUGGCCUUAAGAGGUUGGAAUAUCGUGGUUAUGACUCAGCAGGUGUUGCUAUCGACUGUAAUGAUGAGAACGUAAUGGCAGUAAUCAAGAAAUCAGGAAAAGUGAAGCAACUUGAAGAAGAAAUCAAAAAUUUCUCCAAGGAUUAUGAUAUUGAUGGCAUAAGCGAAAUCCACUGUGGAAUAGCCCACACACGUUGGGCUACUCACGGUGUACCAAACGCCACCAAUGCCCAUCCUCAGCGAUCAGACAAGGAAAAUGGUUUCGUGGUUGUACACAAUGGAAUAUUGACUAAUUAUAAGGAAGUGAAGGUCUUCCUAGAGAAAAAGGGGUACGAUUUUGAAAGCGAAACAGACACAGAAGUGAUUGCCAAAUUGGUCCAUCACUUCUACGAGAAACAUCCAAAUUAUUCAUUCAAGGAAUUGGUUGAGCAGACCAUUCAACAAUUGGAAGGUGCAUUUGCCCUAUGCUUCAAGUCUAAGUACUUCCCUGGAGAGACAGUAGCAACUAGAAGAGGAUCACCUCUACUGGUUGGAAUCAAAACAAAGUCAAGAUGGGCCACCGAAAAUGUUCCCAUUUCUUAUGGAAAAGAUGAAACAACGAGACGUUUAUCUGAAGGAGACUCUGAGACAAAUCAUUCAGAUCAUCGCAUUCAUGCAAGAAGUAAUGGCGAUAUUGAAGUUUUGCCAAGAUGUGAUUCAACUACAGAAUUUGAGUUGCUGGAAGACAAGCAAGUUGAAUACUUUUUCGCUUCUGACGCAUCCGCCAUAAUUGAACAUACCAACAGGGUAAUUUAUUUCGAGGAUGACGAUGUAGCAGCAGUGAGAAAUGGACUUCUGAGCAUUCACAGACUCAGACGACAAGGAGAUGAAUCUCAAUCUCGUGAAAUAACGACACUGAAGAUGGAAUUACAACAAAUAAUGAAGGGCAACUAUGAUUAUUUCAUGCAGAAGGAAAUAUUUGAACAACCAGAAUCUGUGGUUAAUACGAUGAGGGGUAGAUUGAAUUUUGAAACAGGGUGUGUUACAUUAGGAGGAAUUAAAGAAUAUGUUCCUGAAAUAAAACGUUGCAGAAGACUUAUGCUUAUUGGCUGUGGUACUAGUUACCAUAGCGCGAUAGCAACUAGACAAAUUCUUGAAGAACUCACUGAACUUCCCGUUAUGGUUGAAUUAGCAAGUGACUUUUUAGAUAGAUUGACCCCCGUAUUCAGGGAUGAUGUAUGCUUCUUCAUCUCCCAAUCAGGUGAAACUGCCGAUACCUUGAUGGCACUUAGGUACUGCAAAAACAAAGGGGCUCUUAUAGUUGGUAUCACAAAUACAGUUGGUAGUUCGAUUUGCAGAGAAUCCCAUUGUGGGGUCCAUAUUAAUGCUGGUCCUGAGAUUGGUGUAGCCUCUACUAAAGCUUAUACAAGUCAGUUCAUAGCUCUGGUCAUGUUCGCACUCGUUAUGAGUGAAGAUCGUUUAUCUCUUCAGAGAAGGCGACAGGAGAUUGUUGAGGGUUUGAAGAAUCUUCAGGAUCAAAUUAAGGCUGUUUUGAAAUUGGACAAUCAAGUAAAAAAUAUUGCUGAAGAUUUGUACAAAAAGAAAUCUUUGCUUAUUAUGGGAAGAGGUUAUAAUUUUGCAACAUGCUUGGAAGGAGCUCUGAAAGUAAAAGAAUUGACAUAUAUGCACAGUGAAGGUAUAAUGGCUGGUGAAUUGAAACAUGGACCUCUUGCUCUUAUUGACGAAACCAUGCCAGUCAUGAUGAUCAUCACAAGAGAUCCAGUUUAUAAUAAAUGCAUGAAUGCUCUGCAGCAGGUUACUGCUCGCGAAGGUAGACCAAUUCUCAUUUGUGAAGAAGGAGACGAGGAGACAAUGAAAUUUGGCUACAAAUGUUUGCAAGUUCCUAAAACUGUCGACUGCUUGCAAGGUAUUCUGACAGUUAUUCCUAUGCAAUUGCUCAGUUUCCACACAGCUGUUUUGAGGGGAUGCAAUGUUGAUUGUCCAAGGAAUUUAGCUAAGAGUGUAACAGUUGAAUGAUUCUACUACUGAUUUAUGGUAGUAUCUUCUCAAGAUUACAUGAAAUAAUAAUGAAAAAUUCGUGAACCCAUAAAAUUGAACCAUUAGAAGAAGAAUCAUGGACUGACAUUUAAAGAGAUUAUUGUAUAGGUACUGUUCAGAAAGAAGUUGAAGCUCUUCAUAUUGAUAAAUGUUUUCGCACAAUUUUUUUAUACCUUUACAUUCCCGAUCUCAAGGUGUUCAUCUCAUUAUGCAUUUAAUAAUCAGGUUGUCAAAUUUUUAUCAUUGAGAUAUUUCACUAUAAUUACAUACUUUCUUGUGAUUUAUUGAUAGAAUAUUCAAAGUAUGUUAUAAAAUGAAUUGAUUCUUGUAAUUCAUUUAUGUUUUGUACGUCUUUUCACCACAGUUUUUACUUAAUUUUAAAUAUACAAAGUAAAAAAAUAUAUAUUUUUAUCAUGUUUACUUAUAUUUAUCUCUAUACUUAUAUUGAAUAUAUAUAUGGAAUAAUAAUUAAGUGCUUCUGACAUUCUUCAUGAAAUAUCACUUUGCAUUUGUCCAUAAGAUGUUUCUUUUAUGAAUGAUUUAGUUUAUUAUUAUGUUGUCUGAAGGGAAAUUUUUAUUCCCUGGUAGAAUUUCGAAAUUCUAAAUUCUUGUUUAAGUUCCUGUUGAAAUAAAAAUUGAAGUUA